Aplysia californica (California sea hare) is the source of this 3340-nucleotide messenger RNA. RefSeq names its product ceramide glucosyltransferase. Gene Ontology annotation, molecular function: ceramide glucosyltransferase activity. Lineage: Eukaryota; Metazoa; Mollusca; Gastropoda; Aplysiida; Aplysiidae. Gene Ontology annotation, cellular component: membrane. The record is from RefSeq and is a predicted model, not a curated record. Gene Ontology annotation, biological process: glucosylceramide biosynthetic process.
GGAAAUAGUUGUGGAAUUGUGGGAUGGUGGAUGAGCGAGUGUAGAGUGCACAGCGAGAGGAGGCGUAAUGAGAGGAUGGAACCGGUUGAUUAUGUUUUACUAGUGCUGUGUAUUAUUCUGUUCAUCGGUUUCUGUGUAAAUUUUAUGAUUCACAUCUUGUCCAUUGUAUACGGAAAAUGGAAGUUUUCACAAAAACUCACUGCAGCCAUCCCAGAGGAGCUGCCCGGGAUCUCCAUUAUAAAGCCCUUGGUUGGAGUUGACCCCCAUCUUUUUGACAACUUAGAGACGUUCUUUAAUAUGAAAUAUCCCCAGUUUGAAAUUUUAUUUUGCAUUCAAGAUGAACUGGAUUCUGUUAUCAUGAUUGCUCAAAGUUUGAUUCUGAAAUACCCAAAGGUGGAUGCAAAGAUAUUUAUUGGUAAGAAAAAUGUAGGAGUAAACCCAAAGAUUAACAACAUGAUCCGUGGUUAUGAAGCUGCCAAGUAUGACCUGUUCUUGGUAUCCGACAGCAGUCUCAAAAUGAAAGAGGAUUCCCUGACGGACAUGGCGCUGCACAUGACUGAGGGUGUUGGUCUUGUACAGCAAAUGCCCUACGUCUGUGACCGGACUGGCUUUGUUUCUCACAUGGAAAAGAUAUACUUUGGCACGUUCCAUGGCAAGAUGUACUUGACUGCUAACUUUUUGGGCAUGAACUGUGCUUCUGGCAUGUCUACGCUGUUCCGAAAAGAUAUAAUUGAAGAAGCUGGAGGUUUGGCAUCUUUUGGCAAGUACCUGGCUGAGGAUUAUUUACUGGCUCAAGCAGUUUUAGACAGCAAGGACCAUUGCCUUUUUCCAAGUUUGAAUUCCUUGUUGGGUGGCUGGUCAACGAGAUGUCCUACUUCUCUCUAACGUGCAGAGCGCUGUGGGACCCGGUGGUCACCUGGAGGGGACGCAAGUACAAGAUCAGAUUGGGGGGAAUCACGACGGAAAUAACGUCGCCUCCGGCCUCAAAACCCACAGAGAAGACGUGAAUGGGAUUUGCUCUUGUGACACAGUGUUAUUAUCAUCUUGUCUUAUGACUGGCUCAUUUAGGGGGAGGGGGGAUACCUGAUGCUUUUUAAGUACUCGUAGUUGCGAACAUAUGAUUUCUUGCCUGAUGUCUCUUUACUGUUUUUGGACUACGAUUUCAGCUGGGAGAGAUUUUGAUAUUGAGAUUGUUUUGUAAUGCUCCUUUUUCUGAGGGAAGUGGACUCUUCAGGUUCUCUGGUGUGGAUAAAGAUAUUUAUGGUGCUCUUCAGUAUUAUCAGUUUUCCCCUGUAGCGAUGUGAUAGGGUCUCUCAGUAAUUUUGAGGACAGUAGAUAUUAUGAAGAGUUGAGUCGCUUUCACAAUUAAACAGUGUUUGCUCAACGUUUCAAUCAUGGGAAGAUAGCAUGCUUUUAGAUUUUGAUGAAGGUUUAGAAAAUAAAGUAAUGUUCCUUCUCUGUAUGAAAUUUAAACUGGCUUUUUCGAUGUGAUAUCUGAGUGCCAAGGGGCGUUUUUCAAGCUUUUCUCGUUGGAUCUCCCGCUGGGAAAGUUUUCUUUUUAAAACCCACUAUAAAAGUAAGGGGUCCUGUGGAGAUUUAAGUACCUGUCUUAGGUUGUAAGAGAAAAGAUGUGCUCCAAAUUAUUUGUAUCCUUUACUUAGUGUGGUUACCAUUUCACUUUGAGCAGGUUUCUCAAAAAAUUCAGUUAUAGAAUAAAUUGUAAGCUGGACCUUUUUUCAGGUAUUUGUGUUUAAUUUUCAAAUAUUUUUGAUACGCAGAAAACAUGUUCACCCAGUAAAGACUUAAUCUCAUUUGAUCAUAAUAUAAUCAUAUCGUGGGUUUUAUAGUUAGUUUAUUUAUGCGAUGUUUAAUAAGUCAAUUGGCAGUAUUGCAUCGUGCUUAAUUGGAGUAGUGUUCUAAAGUUCUACUUACAUUUGAUCUUAGAUGUGUGGGGUUUUUUUUCUCCUUUUUUUUAAGGUUUUUUGGUUUAAAUGCCUCUUUGGAAGGAAGAUCUUGUUUCAUUAUUCAUUUGGAAACCUUGAAAUGGUACUUAUAUGGACUUACCAUUUUGUAUUGUGUUGUUUUUACUCUUUUCCUUUAUAGACAUUUCUUUUACAAGUCUGUUACUUAUGGAGUUUUCCCGAGCAGAGUUAUCUAGUUUGUUUGGUUUGCAUUCAUUGUCAGACUUGAUCACUUAUAGUAAGAUGAAUUAAUAUACAUGACCGUAUGUGGGAGGUAGGGAAGGAACAGGGGUGGGGGAUAGAAGAAAUUUACUAAACAUCUGUUUCCUCCCUGUUUAUUGUUGAUUUCAUUCAGUGUGCUGUUCUUCUGUCAGAUUCUGUCCGACCUCUUUUGGUCAUAGCCAUUUGAGAUUAGAGCUCUUCCAGUCCACAUGUCCAAAGAACAAACUUUGUUAUGAAUAUACUUUCGUGUUCACUGCUACUCUGUGCUUCCAAUAACAUAAGCUGUUCUGUCCUCCCCUCGCUUUCUUGAUGUGUUGUCCACAACGAAAGAUGGUUACUUGACCUACUGAACAAGUUCAGAUGUGUUGUAAACUACCCUCUCUUUGUGGCUAACUCUAGUUUAUAACAGUUGUUUCAUAGUUCUCUUAUCGUGUCAAAAAAUAAUCAAAACUAGGAACUGGACCUCACACUCUGGUAAGUUGAUAUUUCUUUGAUUCAUGAAUUGUGUGUUUAUCUGCCUUUGGUCAGUUGUUUGCCCUGUUCUUCAUGUCUUGCCCCCAAGUCUCUGGUUUUAAAUGUAUGUUGUAGGCAAAGUGAUUUGAAAAUUGCAAAAUUCUACGCAGUAUACUGGCAUGAAUGUACUUCACUGUCAUAGUCUCAUGCAGCAUGGCUUUUUUUAUUUUUCACUUUUUAUCCUUUUUUGAAGUCUUAACAUAUUGACGACUAUUUCCUGAAAAAAAUCUCAGUUUUCAGUUUCUCAGUCACAUCCUUGAAAGUCAUUGAGAUGUGAAAACCAGUAACAAAGGGAGUACUGUUUUUACUGUGCAGCAUGAAUAAAUUGUUCAUGACUAAAUUUUCUUCAGUUCUCAAGUUCUGUAUGAUGACCAGUAAGAUUUUUGUUUGUUAGUUUGUAACUUCUUCCACUAAGUAAGUGGAUGAAUUGUAUUUCUUUCAGUUUUACUGUCAGUCUGUCAUUAUUUCUUCCUACUAAUGAACUGUAGUAUGUCAUAUAUGUUCUUUCAUCUUAAUUAACUUUCCCCCUAUCAGCUGAAUUAGAAACUGUUUCUUUUCCUUUCUUUUCUUUUAAAUUGAAACAUUUUGUUGUUGUCUUCAUAUACUUCUAUUGCAAAAUUCCAAAAGGAAUACAAGUGAUCUGA